CAGAAGAUGUCCAUGGCUGGACAAAGGCCUCUUGUACUCGCUAAGGCUCGUAAGGCUCGAAAAUACUUAGUGUUAAUUCAAGUUUUCAGGCUAGUAACAUUGAUGAAAUAAUGUCAAAAUUGAUAAGAUUGUAGGUCUAUUUGUCAUCAUUUGUGUUUAUUAGAAAAUAAAAUUCGACAAUAAUUUGUUAAACCUUUGCUUUGCCUUAACAAUAUUACGAUUUAAGCGAAUUUAUCGUUUAUAAUAAAGAUAUUAAAAUGCAAGAUACAAGACCAGAGUUAUAUGAAGAAGUAAAGCUUUAUAGAAAUGCCAGGGAACGUGAAAAGCAUGACAACAUGGCGGAGUUGUAUGCUGUGGUGAGCACACUGCAGCAUUUGGAAAAAGCAUACAUGAGGGACUGUGUGCGAGCGCAGGAGUACACUGCGGCCUGUAGCAGGCUGCUCGUCCAGUAUAGAGUGGCCUUCAAACAAGUGCAGGCUGAUGAGUUCCCCAAUAUCGAAGCUUUUGUUGCAAAAUAUAGACUGGACUGCCCGGCGGCUCUGGAAAGGAUAAGGGAGAACAAACCCAACCUCAUCAAGGAUGACAAAGGCAACACCAACAAAUACAUUGCUGAGAUUGUUUCGCUCCGUCUGGAGUUCCGCGCGAUGGACAUGAUCCAGCCAGAGUUGCGCGACCUGCGCGACACCAUGGACCGACUCAUCAUGCUGCCCGAGGACUUCGAGGGGAAGAUUAAGCUAUCAGAGAUGUCAGCAUCAGACGAGCUGUCGGAGAGUCAGGUGCGGCAACUACUGUUUGACCUGGAGACUUCAUACGGAGCGUUCAACAAGUUCCUGCACAAGGACUGA
Messenger RNA from Spodoptera littoralis (African cotton leafworm), 845 nucleotides. Lineage: Eukaryota; Metazoa; Arthropoda; Insecta; Lepidoptera; Noctuidae. The record is from the annotation of a GenBank genome assembly.